Miscanthus lutarioriparius is the source of this 1038-nucleotide messenger RNA. The record is from the annotation of a GenBank genome assembly. Lineage: Eukaryota; Viridiplantae; Streptophyta; Magnoliopsida; Poales; Poaceae.
AUGGCCACGACGCCCUUGCCAUCUCUAGCCGCAGGAGGAGGUGUUGAGGAGGACGCCGGUGCCAACACCGGCGAUGAGGCGGCGGAUGUGCGGGAGAGGGACCUUGUACUGGUACCGAAGUGGAAGCCAUCCGAGGAUAUGAGGAACACCACGGGCUUAGGGAGAGCUUGGAGCGCGGCCGUGUGGCAGCAACAAGGGCCACGUUUCCAAGUACGGCAUUCUUUCAAGGAUUGGAGCCCUUCCGGAAUUUGUAAUGAACUCGAACGAGACAAGGCUGGGGAACGACAUCUCAGUGCGGCAUUCGGGAUAAAAGCAGCAGUAUUUGAUACUCAGAUGCUUCAGGGAGGGGGAACGCAUUUCCAACGAACGAACGUGGGACGCCUCCAUCUUGAGACUCUGCAGCGCGGGGCAUCCAGAGAAAUCAAGAUCGAUGCCGUCGACACCCGUGAGCUCCAAACUCGUGAGGUGCUGGGAGGAGAGGGGCGUAUCGUCGAGCUCGAAGGGCCUGCGGGAGAGGUUGGAGGAGACUCGGAACCGGAACUCCCGGACAUUGAGCUGCAGCACGCGGCGGAUCCAGCUGUUGCCGUGCAGCUCCAGAUCGAAGCGGCAGGGGUCCAGAUCCACCACAUCCAGAUCGAAGUCGCAGGAGCGCAGGCGCGGGCCCCCGCGGCGGACGCGCAGCAGGCCGUCGACGAAGGGGGCGAAGCGAACGGCGGGCGCGGACCGCCAGCUGUUGCGCCAGCUCUGGGCGCGAACGCACGUGAGCACGGCGUCCCGCGCCGGCAGGAGCGAGAGGAUGUGGUGGAGGACGUCCUCCGGGAGGUCACUGAUUCGGUCAGCCCCACUCGCCAUGGGAGGCGCGCUGGAGGAGGUGUUGAGGAGGACGUCGGUGCCAACACCGGCGAUGAGGCGGCGGAUGUGCGGGAGAGGGACCUUGUACUGGUACUGAAGUGGAAGCCAUCCAAGGAUAUGAGGAACACCAUGGGCUUGGGGAGAGCUUGGAGUACGGCCGUGUGGCAGCAGCAAGGGCCACGGUGA